Messenger RNA from Guyanagaster necrorhizus, 594 nucleotides. RefSeq names its product WD40 repeat-like protein. The record is from RefSeq and is a predicted model, not a curated record. Gene Ontology annotation, cellular component: methylosome. Gene Ontology annotation, molecular function: protein binding. The transcript has 4 exons. Lineage: Eukaryota; Fungi; Basidiomycota; Agaricomycetes; Agaricales; Physalacriaceae. The coding region runs from base 1 to 594 and encodes 197 amino acids.
AUGUUCGCGACUGGUGGAUAUGACCACAUCAUUCACCUCUGGGAGGUGAAAGCUAAUUUUUCUGCGGCAUCUCCAAAGGCACUGGCGAUGAAGCACAAUUCUGUUGUACAAUCACUGCUUCCAAUCUGCGACACCAGUCAUAAACUCAUGUCAGGAGGAGCAGAUUGCACCAUCAACCUUUAUGACCUGGCUUCUGAGCGUGUUGUGAACACCUUGAAGACCUCGAAUAUAAUCUACAACUCUCAUACGACGAUUUCGCCCUUUUGCACUAUAACAGAGGUAUCACAUCGAGACCUCCAGUUCGAAAUACGAGAUCAUAGACUUGUACCAGAGAUCCCAGUUCAACGAUUUGGCCAUGCCUGCACACAAGUCAGUGGUCGUUACGUUCGAGGUGCAUCUUUACCGUCAGAGGGACUAUUUGCCUGCGGAGACAGGGAUGGAACUGUGCGGUUAUGGGACCUCCGCCGUUCGAACAAAGUGAUAAACGAGAUACCUUGUUCCCGUGGCCAAAAAAUAGUUCAGGUGGUUCCGUGCGCUGACUCAAAGCUGCUGGCCUGUUCUGAGAAUGGCCAGAUCUCCGUAUUGGAUUAUUGA